AUGGACAAGACACUGAUGGGAAAGUUUAUUUGGGAAAGGAAUAAUUCCUGGGCCGCCGUUAACGACACCUUCUUCCUCACCAAUGAUGCGUUCGAGAGGCACCGCGUGGUCUUCACUGUUGGGACUUCCAUUGCCUCCGUUGCCACUGCUUGGAUCGGGUAUUCAUUGCGCCAUUUCCAUGAUGAAAAGGUUGAACAAAGGCUUGAAUCAAUUGAAAAAGCUAUGAAACACAAGCAUAAUCUAGAACAUUCCGAAAUCAAAGACAUUGUUGGUCCUGGAGGUCUCAGUGUUCCUACUUGUGCUGCCACUGCCGCAACCACCUUGUUCAUUGGGAUUGUUCCUUCUUUCUAG
Messenger RNA from Arachis ipaensis, 351 nucleotides. Lineage: Eukaryota; Viridiplantae; Streptophyta; Magnoliopsida; Fabales; Fabaceae. The record is from RefSeq and is a predicted model, not a curated record.